This is a messenger RNA of Aphanomyces astaci, 852 nucleotides long. RefSeq lists its product as hypothetical. The transcript has 2 exons. The coding region runs from base 1 to 852 and encodes 283 amino acids. Lineage: Eukaryota; Oomycota; Saprolegniomycetes; Saprolegniales; Verrucalvaceae. The record is from RefSeq and is a predicted model, not a curated record.
AUGUACCCCGUGUUCAUGUUCAAGCCUCAGGGAUCAACUGAAGUGACGUUGACGCCUAGCCCUUGUGGUUCAAAACGAACAUUGAAGUUAAGCUUGCAGAAGUUGCCGUUUGUCAACGCAAUUGCUUCGACAAUCUACAAGAUCCAAGGCGAGACAAUGGAAUCGCUUGUUGUCGCGGAUUGGAAAGCACGUGGCUCCAAGACGAACAAGGUUGUCAACACUUGUCAACAAAGAUACAUCGCCAUCUCCCGAUUGACCAAGCGUGAUGGGUUUUCAGCACUGAAGCCGCUGACCAAUGCAUGCAUUCAGUACUUUCAGCCGAGCAACGGCACAAUUACAGAGAGCUUGAGGGUGGAGCAACUGUUUGCGCUGUAUCUAUCCCGCAACGAAAACACUGCCGUGUUCAGCUCCAGUGAUUUCUACGCCUUGAAGUCGACUCUACCUGCAGCUCCAGUAGCAGUCGCUCGGCUGGCCAAACGCAAACUCUGUGUUUUGGACCUCAUGGAGAGCACUCCUGCAACAAACGAGAUAUCAAUGGCUCGGCCAAAGCGGACUGUGUUGGAUCGAAUGGAGAAGAGCCCUUCAACAAUUGAAGUUGCCAGGGUCCAACCAAAGUCAAGUGUUUUGGCGGUGAUGCAGCGAGGCUUCAGUUGGGCGUACCGAGGACUUGUUCUCGCAACCAUCUUUCAGAAUCCAAGCACCCCCAUCGGCGAUGUCCUUGCCACCUUGUCGCUGAGUUCUCCGCCUCCUCAAAACAAAGGCAAAGCGAGGCGUGACCUAUCUCGCGAUGAGAGAUUGAGUUACGUAUCGACGGCGCAGGCUCACCAUGUCAACUUGGCUUCGCUGCUGUAG